Durusdinium trenchii is the source of this 870-nucleotide messenger RNA. NCBI's taxonomy places the organism in Eukaryota, Dinophyceae, Suessiales, Symbiodiniaceae. The record is from the annotation of a GenBank genome assembly.
AUGAGGUUCCGUUUCGGAGCAAGGCACCUGAUCCGGGCUCGUCACAGCGCCCAUGCGGGUGUGAGCCUUGCAUAUUUGAUGGGCGACUUUGUACGGUUGGCCUAUGACUGGUCUGGCGAAGAGAAUCCAAGCUUUCUUCGCUUGAAGGAGGUCUUUUGGCAGGGUGACGAGAAGCUCGGGUCCAACAUUCGUUGCCCUCGAGAUGGCAGACCAGGCUGCGCGCUUGUGGAUUGGCUUCCACGAGAGCAUCGACGACUGCAAACUCAUUUCAUGUCCUGGAGUUGGCAAUAUUCACUUCAACAACUCCAGAGUGCCAUGAAGAUGUGGAGAUCAACCCGAACCCUGGAGUUUCAUGACGUCGUCUUCUACAUGUGCUUCUUCGUGAACAACCAGUUCCGCAUCAUUGUCGACGGGUCUGCCACCGGCAGUGACAAUCUGGAAGAAGUCUUCCAAACGAAUCUGCGACGGAUUGGCCAGGUUGUGGCAGUUUUGGACAGCUGGGAGGAGCCAGUCUACUUGCAAAGGGUCUGGACCAUCUAUGAGCAAUACGUAGCUUGUUCCUUGCAGGUUCCUGUUACCUUCAUCAUGCCGGAAGGUGCAGCAGCUUCCCUAUCAAAGCAGAUCUCCCGUGGCGACGCAGGCAUCGAUGAAGUGACCCGGUCCUUGUGCCACGUCAACGUGGCCGAUGCACGAGCCUUUGAUCCUCGAGACGAGCAGAAGGUGAAGACCACGAUCCAGUCCACGGUCGGCUUCGACCAAGUAAAUCAGCACGUGAAGGAUGCUAUGAUCCAGUGGAUUUGCGUCGUGGUGCGGGAGAAAUUCCAACAACGCAUCAGCAGAGCUGAUCGUGAGGACGUCUUUUCUGUCUAG